Molecule: messenger RNA, 522 nt
Organism: Closterium sp. NIES-65
Lineage: Eukaryota; Viridiplantae; Streptophyta; Zygnematophyceae; Desmidiales; Closteriaceae
Source: the annotation of a GenBank genome assembly
AUGUCUCAGCAGGAACCGCCGCUUCGAGCGGACCAGGAACGUGUUGGAGCAUCGGUCGUCUUUAGUUCGCCGCAGCACCUCCAGCGGCCGCGUCGAUCCAAAGAGGCGUCCGCGAUUAACUUCUUGCAUGGGGAUUGGCGCGUGGAGACGGAUGGGAAGGGCGUGGGGGAGAGAGGGGGGGAGCUCGGGCGUGCAGUGAUGGGGGAGCUGGGCUGUGCGGGGGAAGGGGGGAUGACACGCGCUGCGGGUGGGGAGUGGGGGGGUGAGGGGCUGGCGCGAGUGGAAGGGGAUGGGGCGGGGUUUGUGGUGUAUGAAGAGGAUGUGAGGGGCUGGGAUGGGGAGGGCCCUUAUGGUGUUGGGGAGAACGUUGCGGCUAUGGGAGAAGGGGAGAAAGGCGAGGUGGAGGGAGAAGGGGAGGGAGGGGAGGAAGAGGAGGAUGAUUGGAUAAAGGAGAUAAGGGCUGCGUGGAGUGAGAGAAAGAGGCACGGAGGGAGCAAGGGGCGUGGCGAAGAGGACGAGUAA